AUGCCCGCACUCUCACCCACCAUGACCGCCGGAAACAUUGGUACCUGGCAGAAGAAGGCCGGUGAUGCUCUGGCUCCNGGUGAUGUCCUUGUCGAGAUCGAGACCGACAAGGCCCAGAUGGAUUUUGAGUUCCAAGAGGAGGGUGUUUUGGUGAAGGUCCUCAAGGACUCGGGCGCAAAGGAUGUUGCUGUCGGAAACGUAAGAGAACACAAGCUCCAAGCAGAGCGAGCAACACUCUUUACUGACACUGUUGCANNGCCCAUCGCCGUCAUGGCCGAGGAGGGUACCGAUGUCUCAGCCUUCGACUCUUUCACCGUUGAGGACGCUGGUGGUGAGAAGGAGGCCAAGGAGGGCAGUGGACAGGAGGCCGCCAACGCCUCUGAGCCCCCAUCCAACUCUUCCAGCACUGCUCCCGCUCCUGCUCAGUCAUCUCCUGCUCCCCAAGCCCAGGAGUCCGAGUCGACCGGUGAGCGUCUCCAGACCGCUCUCGAGCGUCAGCCCAAGCUCAGCCCCGCUGCCCAGAAGCUCGCCCUUGAGAAGGGUGUUGCAAUCAGCCAGGUCAAGGGCACUGGCCCCGGUGGUCGCGUCACCAAGGAGGACAUUGAGAAGUUCAAGCCCGCUGCUACCGCUGGUGCCGUCCCCGCCGGUGUCCCCACCUACGAGGACGUCCCUGCCUCGUCCAUGCGCAAGACCAUUGCCGCUCGUCUGACCCAGUCCAUGAACGAGAACCCCCACUACUUUGUCGCCUCGUCCAUCUCGGUUAGCAAGCUCAUGAAGCUCCGCCAGGCCCUGAACUCGGCCGCCGACGCCAAGUACAAGCUUUCGGUCAACGACUUCCUCGUCAAGGCUCUCGCCGCCGCUGCCCGCAAGGUCCCUGCUGCCAACUCCAGCUGGCGUGAGGAGAACGGCAACGUCUUCGUCCGUCAACACAACACUGUUGACGUCUCGGUCGCUGUCGCUACCCCCGUCGGUCUCAUGACCCCCAUUGUCAAGAACGUCAACGGUACCGGUCUCGAGUCCAUCUCCAGCCAGAUCAAGGAGCUCGGCAAGCGUGCCCGUGACGGCAAGCUCAAGCCCGAGGAGUACCAGGGCGGUACCAUCACCAUUUCCAACAUGGGCAUGAACGCUGCCAUUGACAGAUUCACUGCUGUCAUCAACCCUCCCCAGGCCUGCAUCAUCGCCGUUGGCGCCGUCAAGAAGGUCGCCAUUCCCUCUGAGAAUGAGGACGGCAUUGAGUGGGACGAGCAGAUCGUCAUCACCGGUUCUUUCGACCACAAGGUCGUUGACGGUGCUGUCGGUGGUGAGUUCAUGAAGGAGCUCAAGGCCGCCAUUGAGAANCCCCUCAGCUUGAUGCUGUAA
Aureobasidium vineae is the source of this 1359-nucleotide messenger RNA. Lineage: Eukaryota; Fungi; Ascomycota; Dothideomycetes; Dothideales; Saccotheciaceae. The record is from the annotation of a GenBank genome assembly.